Hibiscus syriacus is the source of this 777-nucleotide messenger RNA. Its product is annotated as L-type lectin-domain containing receptor kinase VII.1-like. The transcript is spliced from 2 exons. The record is from RefSeq and is a predicted model, not a curated record. Lineage: Eukaryota; Viridiplantae; Streptophyta; Magnoliopsida; Malvales; Malvaceae. The coding region runs from base 1 to 777 and encodes 258 amino acids. Gene Ontology annotation, biological process: protein phosphorylation. Gene Ontology annotation, molecular function: protein kinase activity; ATP binding. Gene Ontology annotation, cellular component: plasma membrane.
AUGCGGAGCUUGGACAAAAGAGUAUAUUAUGACUGUGAUGAGAGCAAGAUGUUGAGUUGUGACAAUAGAAUUAGCAUCUUAAAAGAUGUUGCCUCGGCAAUAUUGUAUUUGCAUGAAGGAUGGGAAGCUAAGGUCCUACAUAGGGAUAUUAAGGCAAGCAAUAUAUUGCUUGAUAAAUAUAUGAAUGGAAGGUUGGGGGAUUUCGGAGUAGCCCGGAUGCACGGGCACGGCCAAGUGGCUAGCACGACACGUGUGGUCGGAACGGUGGGUUAUUUAGCCCCCGAGGUGUUUAGAGGUAGACGAGCAUCGACACAAACCGAUGUGUUCAGUUUUGGGAUCUUAGUCUUAGAGGUCAUGUGUGGGAGGAGACCUAUAGAAGAAGGGAAACCAGCUUUGGUGGAAUGGGUAUGGGAGUUGAUGAUGCAAAAUGAAAUACAUGCCGCACUCGAUGCGCGAUUGAGAACCAGCGGAGGGCUCGACGAGGAAGAGACGGAGAAGAUACUGCAUUUAGGCUUGUUGUGCUCAUAUCCUGACCCUGAUUCCAGACCAUCAAUGAGACAAGUUGUUAAAGUCCUGGAGUGGAAGAGUCAGCCAGAGGCUUAUGAACCGGGAACCGAGGAUAUGGCAGCACGUUUGCUGCAAAAAGUGAAGUCCAGGGAUAUGUGGGUUAAUUACUCUCAAAGUUUUGGCUAUGCACCACACCCGAUGUUCGACGGUAUACAACAGUCGAGUUCCAUGUCAGUCACUUGGACCAACAGCAUUGUGGAAGGUAGAUAA